Momordica charantia (bitter melon) is the source of this 1053-nucleotide messenger RNA. Its product is annotated as xyloglucan endotransglucosylase/hydrolase protein 22. Gene Ontology annotation, molecular function: hydrolase activity, hydrolyzing O-glycosyl compounds; xyloglucan:xyloglucosyl transferase activity. NCBI's taxonomy places the organism in Eukaryota, Viridiplantae, Streptophyta, Magnoliopsida, Cucurbitales, Cucurbitaceae. Gene Ontology annotation, cellular component: cell wall; apoplast. Gene Ontology annotation, biological process: cell wall biogenesis; xyloglucan metabolic process. The record is from RefSeq and is a predicted model, not a curated record.
AAAAAUGGCAAUAACCAACGCUGCCCUCUUCAUUCCUCAACAAUAUUACACAAUUUUGUUUUGAAAAUGGCUCUCUCUUGCUCUUUUCCAAAAAAGCUCAAUAAUUACUCUCCUGAUCCCCUAGUUUUGUUCUUGCUACUUCCUUGUCUUAUGGGGUUUGUACUGAAGACGGCAGAAGCUGGGAGCUUCUACCAGGAACUGGACGUAACAUGGGGAGAUGGCCGGGGAAAGAUAAUGGAGAAUGGGAAUCUCCUUACUCUGUCCCUUGACAGAGCCUCUGGUUCAGGCUUCCAGUCAAAGAAGCAAUACCUCUUCGGCAGGUUCGAUUUGAAAAUCAAACUCGUUCCUGCCAACUCAGCAGGCACAGUCACCGCCUAUUAUUUGCGCUCGCAAGGGUCGUCAUGGGAUGAAAUAGACUUCGAAUUCCUUGGAAACUUGAGUGGGGAACCCUACAUUGUACAUACGAAUGUGUAUACACAAGGACAAGGCAACAGGGAGCAGCAAUUCUACCUGUGGUUUGAUCCAACGGCUGAUUUUCACACCUACUCCUUCCUAUGGAAUCCUGCGCACAUAGUGUUCUACGUGGACGGGAGGCCCAUCAGAGAGUUCAGGAACGUGGAAUCCAUGGGGACGCCGUAUCCAAACAAACAGGAGAUGAGGCUAUACGGCAGCCUAUGGAACGCCGACGAUUGGGCCACGAGAGGAGGGCUGGUGAAGACGGACUGGACCAAGGCCCCCUUCACGGCUUCCUUCAGAAGCUACAAUCCCAAUGCGUGCGUGUUGUCCAAUGGAGCGUCGUCUUGCCGGAACGCCGCGCCGUGGCUGUCGCAGGAGCUCGAUUCCGCCACCCAGAGGAUGCUGCGAUGGGUUCAGAAGAAUUAUAUGAUUUAUAAUUACUGCGCUGACAAAAGGCGAUUCCCUCAAGGCCUUCCUCCGGAGUGCACUCUCCCCACCAAGCCAUAGGCGGAAGAUUAAUUCUGUUAAGAUUUAAUUUAUUUUAAGUCCUGUACCUAUUUUAUUGCGAGUAAUUAAAUGAAUAAAAUAACCGACUUC